UUGACUUGAGAAAAAAGUGAGUUUUGUUUACGCCGGUUUUAUAGUCCGUAUUUCUGUAUUUCAAAAAUAUCGAAAUGGCCGAAAAAGUCGAGAAGUCUAUGGAAAUUGAUAAAAGUGUGGAGUUUUUGUACAGAACAAUGCUUGAAAGGGAUCCAAGAAAGAGGCGUGUUAAAUUGGUGCAGCCCCACCUUUUGCAGUUGGAUUUUGCUGCCCUUGGAGACAGUUCAGAUGACAGUGACUUCAAACUGAACAGUGACCUUGAGGAUGAUGAAGAGGACGACGAUGAUAACGCCAAUAAUGAUAAUAGCAGCAAAUCCAGCGAUGACAAAGAUGACGAUGACGACAAUGAUGAUGAUGAGGAUGAUAGCAGCCAUGAGAACAGUGAAUCUGAUGCAAAUAAUAAGAAGAAGAAAUCAAAGAAAAAACAAAAUGCCUCAGAGGAUGAGAAUUCUCAAGAUGAUAGAAAAAAGAAGAAAGAACAAAUCUCCAAAGAUGAGGAAGAGGAAGAAGAUGAUGAUAUGUCCAAUACUGAGAUGCAAACGAAGAGAAUCAAGGUGCCUAUAUGCUGUGUCUGCCUUGGCGACUCCAACAGCUCCGUUAAUGAGAUCAUCGAAUGUGAUGGUUGCUAUGCUCCUGUCCACGAAGGUUGUUUCGGAGUGUCAGAUUCUCAAUCAGUGUCGAGCAGCGAUUCGUCAUCAAGUAUGGAACCUUGGUUUUGCGAUGCCUGCAAGGCAGGAGUCAGACCCCACUGUGAAUUGUGUCCGAAUAAAGGGGGAAUCUUCAAGGAAACAGAUACUGGAAGGUGGGUGCACUUACUAUGCGCCCUCUACACCCCUGGAAUGGCAUUUGGGGAUGUCGAGAAACUCAACAACGUCACCCUCUUCGAAAUGCCAUUUGCAAAAUGGGGUGCCAAGGGUGCACAGAGGGCAGGCUACUUGAAUGAGGCAUCACCAGAUGAGGAAAUAGCAGACCCCUAUUAUGCCUACUGCAAGCAGCACGCGGAUCGCAACUCGACCCGACACCACCACCGCAACUGGCUAGCUCUCCAGUCGAACCUCAAACAGACUGCUAUCGAGCGAGAACUCAACACUGUGGAAAAGAGUCGCAUGCAGAGGAAAUUGUUGAGUCACCAAUCCAAGUACAAGCUGACGAAAUCUCUCAAGCCCCCGUGUUGGGUGCCCAAGGAGAAGGUUCCGAAGAUGCUGUUGAGUAAUGCAUACGUUCUGAAGCAGCUGUUGAGAAAGGCUGAGAUACUGGGCGUCACUGAUGAUGCAGGAAGUGUGGAGUCAAGAAAGAAGGGCUACUCAGCUCCAGCAUUCAACGUCGACUUCAUCAGCUACUAUUUGGAGCGGAAUGAAGCAAUUGAUUCAAUGAGGUUGAAGUCUGGCGAGAUGGAGAAACAGAAGAAGGAGCUUCAGAGGGAGGAAAAGUCACUGACCGCCAAAUAUGAUGAUUUGAAGCUAGAGUUAGCAGGCCUUCAAUCGUCGAGCAUUCAAAUUCAGCAAAAAGGACUCCGACUUUGGGAUUACAUUAUGUUCCUCUCUGGCAAGAGGCUUAGAAUUCCUGAGAGUGUCAGUUUCAGGAACCUGCCCAUGUCAUCACCGGCCAAUAAGGAUGCUUCAAAAUCAGCUGGUACUUCUGGACCAUUACAAUGUUGUGCGUCAUGCAUGAAGCAGCAUGACCAACACCUACUGGCCAAAUGUGACAAAUGUAAUUCGCACUAUCACUUAUCCUGUCUCGAUCCUCCGCUAUCUCGAAUGCCGAAAAAGACCAAACUCCAAGGAUGGCAUUGCUCCAUGUGUUCGAAAGAUUCAGCAAACGAAGGUAACGAAAUUGAAUCAGAUAACCUCGACCCAAACGACAACACGGUGAAUUUGACUGCUACCACAACAACUACAGCUGCAACUACAAUGAACUCUGAUGCCGCUGCUGAAGAUGGUGCCAACACUAACCAGCGCAGGCUUAGAAAGAAAUCUCUCAUCAAGGAACCAUUGAAAUAUACGACACAGUUUGCUCAGAAACUUCGAGAUUGGAGGGAGCACAAGUACAGAAGAAGGCAGAAAAGCUCCAACAAGAGUCACAACAACAAAAGCAAUCAACUCACAUCUCCCAAGGUCUCAAGCCAAAUCCAGCCACCAAGAAAGAAUAAUAAUAGUAAUAAAAAUAACGGCAAAAAUAAUAAAAGAGCGGCAAACACCCCAUUAUCGAUAUCCUCAUCAGAUAGUAACAACAGCCAGGCUGAAGAUGACGUGGUGGGUGAAGAUGAGGAUGACGUUGAGAGAAAUGGAAACAGAGAAAAACCACGAAGCAACAAAAGAAUAAAACUACGACAGCCACCAAACAUCACCACUGUCAUUCGCAAUACCAGCACCGCAAAUGCUCCCACCGGAAUUAAAAUAACUUUCACUCCACCUAAAUUCUGUGGUAGUGGCAGUAGUGCCGUUAGUAAAAUAGAACAUCUUCCUGGUACAAAUAUAGCCAGUUCUGGAAAAUUAUCAAACUCACAAUUUCAGACAUCUAUAUUAAGUAGCAUCUGUAGCGGUAGCGGUAGCGGUAACAUCGUCAUAAACGCUGCAGACAGUAGCAUUAAAAAAAGUCCAACUGCCGGCUCUCGCGUUAACCCUGUUGUCGUUGUGAAAAAAUCUCCCCAACUGACUUUAAAUAACGAGAGCUGCAACGGCUCCAGCGCCAGAAACCUCAGCGCCGACCUCACUGACGCUGCGACAAACCUCGCGUUAAAACCCACGAAAAAAAUACCAAUCGUACUAAGAAAGAAAAUUCAUUUAAUAAAUAAUAACGACAAUAACAAUGACAAGAAUUAUUGCGACGGUAACAACGAUGGUAAUAACGAAAUCGCCGAAAAUAACAAUAUGACGUCACAAUCGACGCCAGUUGCCGCACUGGCUGAGGAAAAUGAUCAAACUACCCGCGAUGACGAUGACAAUGAAGAUGAUGGGGAUGAUGACAUCAUCGAUGAUGAUCAAUUAAUUGAAAUAACCGACUCCGAGUGAGGUGUCUAUUAUUGUAUAUAUUUGAAAUAUUCGACAGAUCUCAAAUUUUAUAUUCAUAAUUUCAAAGAUUUAGUAAUUAUUAUAGAACAUUUUAUUUUUUACGGUUGUUUUAUUUUCUUUAUUUGAUGUUUACAAAAUAAAAUGUUUAUAAUUAAUCAUUAUACAUUAUAAUAAACUGCUCGUAUAAUGAACACUAAAAAUACCUUAUUAAACUGCCAGUCGUUUUAAAAAAUUAUGGAUUGAAACUUUAUAGUUAUCCCAUAAACAACUUUUUGGAAGCCUUAUUCAAUAAGUUUUAACCUAUUAGAUUCUACAGUUAGAAUU
This is a messenger RNA of Helobdella robusta, 3335 nucleotides long. RefSeq lists its product as hypothetical. Gene Ontology annotation, biological process: regulation of transcription by RNA polymerase II. Lineage: Eukaryota; Metazoa; Annelida; Clitellata; Rhynchobdellida; Glossiphoniidae. The transcript has 19 exons. The record is from RefSeq and is a predicted model, not a curated record. Gene Ontology annotation, molecular function: histone binding; nucleosome binding. The coding region runs from base 75 to 3011 and encodes 978 amino acids. Gene Ontology annotation, cellular component: nucleus.